Molecule: messenger RNA, 1839 nt
Organism: Hordeum vulgare subsp. vulgare (domesticated barley)
Lineage: Eukaryota; Viridiplantae; Streptophyta; Magnoliopsida; Poales; Poaceae
Exons: 2
Coding region: 1366-1689 (107 amino acids)
Source: RefSeq, a predicted model, not a curated record
ACAAGCACUCCUUCCUCUCUCUACUUCCCUGUUGUCGUGCGGCCUUAACAUGGUGCGCCGCAACGCCGGCGAUGAGGCAACGGCGAGCCGUUCUGUGCCCUCCCCCACGAGCUCGAGGCAACGAAGCUCACACACCCUGCGGAUGCAACACCAAUUUUUUUUGCAAGACGCCGUGCUCCUACUAUGGCUUUGUCUUUUAUUUUAGCCGGUUGCAGCUAUUUUUAUUUCUAUGUUUCAGCUUUUCAUUUUGCUGCUCGCAACAAUUUCAUCCACGAGCACCAAUUCUUGAUUCAAAGGUUCCAACUGUUUUUUCCAGGUAGUAGAUUUUCACGUUGCUGGUUGGAACUUUUGAUUUUGCCGGUUGCAACAAUCCUUUUUUGACAGUAGCAACUUUUUAACUCGUCGGUUGUGGCAUUUUAUUUCGCCGGUACUAGCUUUUCGUCGGAGGACAAAAUCAAUAAUUUUUUUCUUGCUACAACCAUAUACAUUAGAAGUUACAACUACGCACGCUAGAGUUGCAAGCCGUGUGCACUUGAGCUAGAGCCGUUUACAAUUGGAGACGCCAGUCGCCAGUGAGUUGCAAUCGGCGAUAUUGUAUGUUCGAUCGACAACUGUGUGUGCUACAACGGCGACGAGCGGCAUCAAUGGAGCACGGCAGCGGUGUCAUUUGCGAACAAAUCGGCCGUGGACUGCACGGGCCGAGGCACGUCCCUGUUCUUUUUUGCCUGGAUUUUAUUUUUUUUGCUGUGUUGCAUCCUAAUCUGACAGCUGCUGCAGGGUGAAUCGGAGGGCUGCACGUCGGCAGGUCGAAAUUUGGACCGGCCGGCCGGCGCCUAGGCCCCUCUGUUCCAGUUGAUAGAGAAGCGAGGCACAGAAGUCACCUACGCAAGCGGUCCGACCUCUUAAUUUCUAGGCGGCAGCGGACGGAAGAACGCGAGGAACGGGACGCCCCGACGCCGAACGCCUACGCACCCACAUCGGCGCGUAGCCAACCACCUCUGCCUCCUUGACGUCGUGCGUCGUCUUCCUCUCUUCAAUGACACUGCCCGUAGGUGGUAACUGAGAAGAGCACACCGGUGCGAGGGUGUUUGAGUUUAAAGCCGACCCCUGCCCUGCCCUGCCCCGCCCCGUAACGCAUGCAUUGCUCGCCGGAGCUGCAAUGUGGCAGCCUCGCCUCGUUCUCCGCGCGACACGGCAGCAGCAUGCGCCUUGGCAUGGCACCGUGGACGUCCGUCCAGGCAAGCGCAGCCCAGCCCGCGGUCGCCUAUAAAUGCAGGUGCCCAGGCCACAAGCCGCUUCCAUCUAUCACAGCGCGCGCGCACACUGAGCAAGUGAGUAAGUAAAUUGAGUGUAGCAGAUUGGACAAUGGGAGGGCGCAGCAAGAAGCGUGGUGGGGCGAAGGGGCGCGGCCGUGAGGGCGGCGGGGAGAACCCGGCGUCGGGCGGGAACAGCAACAGCGCGCAGCCGAUGGCCAACGUCGAGCCCCUGACGAGGCGGGUGCUGCCGUCGAAUGACAAGACCGCCGAGUCCACGAAGCAGGGCGCGGUCGAGUUGUUUUUCAGCCGCAGGGCGCGCCCUCCUGCGCGGCCGGCGAUGACGGCGGCCGUGUCGCAUGACGCGCCAGUGUUCACCGAAGAGGAGCUGGAGUUCCUCCAGUCGGUUAUUCCUCCGCCGCCGGGCGGAUAUUAGCUGUGCGGCGGGCAAGCUCGUCGGCCACAGUCCCAGGUGCUGCCACCUGCGGGGCAUGGCUAUAAAUGUAGCGUUGUUUUGCCUCAAGAAAAAUCCCGAAGUAUCCAAUAAGGCAAUAAUAUAUUCGGAAAAGAUAACGCCAGAACGUCA